Messenger RNA from Oryzias latipes (Japanese medaka), 3189 nucleotides. RefSeq names its product plakophilin 2 (gene pkp2). The record is from RefSeq and is a predicted model, not a curated record. Lineage: Eukaryota; Metazoa; Chordata; Actinopteri; Beloniformes; Adrianichthyidae. Gene Ontology annotation, biological process: desmosome organization; cell-cell adhesion; intermediate filament bundle assembly. Gene Ontology annotation, cellular component: adherens junction; intercalated disc; cytoplasm.
CGGGACCUCCGUCGUCCGCCUGAUUACGUUGAUAAAAACGGGCUCGAUCAUCCAGAAUCCGCACUUCACGGGUCAUCUGAGGGAAACAGCUCAGUCUGCAGAGGUGCUUCAGUCUGCAGAGGUGCUUCAGUCCACGGACAAUGAAUGUGAGCAAGUGGAACUCGGUUGCGAGCGCGCGGGACCUCCUGACCCAGAAUGACACCAGCCUGGCUCUGUCUGCUGCCGGGCAGACCGCGACCUCCUCGGCGAAAUCCAUCCGAAUCAAAGACCAGAUCAAGGUCUCUUUGUCAAGGAAGGCAACCCAAAAAAAUGGAGGCUUUUCACAAAAUAAGUCAAUGAGGGUUGUGGGCGUCACCAAUGCAAAUUCAUCAAAGCUAAAUGGAUCUAGUUCCUACGGCGGCUCUGUAACAAGCAACCUCAAGAGGGGGCCAACCAAGAGGAUAGAGGUGACCCCCCCACCAAGCCCAAAGUUAUCCUCUCCCAGUCGCUUUAAUCUCAGCAUGUACACCAGUAAGAUUCAAAGUUCAGGACUUGGCCAAUCACUAGUGGCUGGAAAUGUGAAGAAUUUCCACAGGUCGACAUCUGAGCCUUACAAUAUCAAAAAAGCACCCAACCCCACAUCUGUACCCCCUGGAAGGUCCAUCAGACAGACUGGAGGACCACAAGCUAGGUUCCCCAGUCGUGCAUUUCGGCAAACUGUUGGUAUGAAAAGUGUAAGACAAACUGUUGUCAAACCAAACAUUCACAUUAACAGAGGGUUCAGUGAUCCUGGUGAUAACCUUCCAUGGCUAACUCAGCUUAGGAAAAACUGCCAGAAGUCCACGUUUCAGAUAUCCUACCCACCUUCUGUAGCCAGCACGGAGGUGGAGCUCCCCUUUGAGGCGACUCAGACGAAGAUAAGUGGGUUAAAGAAGAAUCCAGAAAUGACUGUGGACGAGGCUCUUUUUUAUUUGACCCAGAACAAUGAGGAAAAGCUAGUUGAAGCAACCAGUUGCUUACAAAGGACGUUUUUCCAGGGAUCCGGUUGGAAAAAGAAGGAGUUCAAGCCACUGUGGAUUAAGCAGCUCCUGCAGCUCCUCAUCCAUGACAAUGAGGUGGUGCCGCGUGUUUCUGCAGGGGUCCUGAGGGUUAUUGUUUACAAAAAAGAUGAAAAUAAAAUUGAAGUGGACAACAAGGAGGGUUUAAACAUAAUUACUAAAGCACUGAAACGCAACAAAGACAAGGAAACCAGACAGCAUCUUACCGGACUUCUUUGGACCCUUUCUUCUCAUGACAAAAUCAAAGAGAGUUUCUCCAAAGAGAACAUUGAUGUAUUGACCAAUGUAAUUCUGGUUCCAAGUUCUGGCAUCUAUAGAGGGGAGAACCCAAAAGACGACCUUGCUGCUGAUCCUGAAGCUUUCUACAGUGCCACGGGCUGCCUGCGAAAUCUGAGCUCUGCUGGUCCGAAGAUCAGGGAUCAGAUGAGGGAGUGUAGAAACCUAGUUGAUUCCAUUGUUUGCCACAUCCGAUUAACUGCAGCCGAUCGUCUGAGUGAUGACGAGUCGACAGGGAACUGCAUCUGCAUCCUGCAAAACCUAGCAUAUGGUCUUGAACCAAAACCACAACUUUCAUCAGAAUCUGACAAUGAAUCUAGAGAAUCUGUGAAACCUGAGAAAACUUCCACUGGCUGUUUUUCAUCUCUCAGUUCCAAAGAGGAGACACCUCUAUCGAAGCCUCCAAAGUUGUCCGCGAAGGCAAAUCCUGUUGGCAUAGAGUGGCUUUGGAGCCCCAUCAUGAUCCGAACGUACCUGUCAUUAAUGGCCUGCAGCAAACAAGAGAGCACACGGGAAGGUGCUAUGGGGGCCCUGCAGAACAUCACAUCAGGAAACUGCCUGGAAUCAGAAGCUAUUGCUGACUUCAUAGUUCAUAAAGAAGAUGGACUUCAAAAAAUUAAAAAUGUUUUAGAGGAAAAGGUCUGCGAGGAGCAAGCUGCACAGCUCAUAAGAAACCUAUCUCGCCACAGUAUAGUGCAGGAUGACAUUGUGAAACAUGUGUUGUCAGAUGUGGUGAAGAUGCUGCCUAACGAUGACCGAGGCGUGGACCAACCCAGAGAGUUGACAGCUUGUCUCUGUCAAAUCCUGAUAAACCUGACCAAAGGUGGCAUAAAAAAUGCCAAAGCCAUCAUCGACCUAAAAGCCCUGACAAAGAUUAAUAAUAUAGCCAGAAUAAGCAAUGGUUCUGAUCCAAGCCAAGCAGGUCGUGCAGCCUGUAUUCUGAUGCAACUCAUGUGGCAGCAGACUGCACUCCACUCGUACAUCAGAAAGGUGAGUGGCUUGAGAAAAAAACAUUUUAUCAACAAAAGGACAAAUGCUGUCAUGGAAUCAGAGGAACAAAAAAGAAAACUUUCCAAUCGCUGAUUGUAUUUUUUUUGUCAUUUGUGUCGUUGUGUAUUUUUGCUGUUCAUAAGUCUUUUAUUUACUUCAUAUUAACCACAUGGUUCAAUAAAGAUAAGGACAUGAUAUAGAUGAGAUAUUAACAUAAAAGUUUCUGUUUUCAUGUUUUAACAUUUUCCGUUUUGGUACUUCUUUUGAAAUGUUCUAACAUUUUUACCUCUCAAUGACGUCUAAAGUUUCUAUUAUUUUGUAUAUCUGACAAAAACACAAGAUAGUUCUAGUUCACUCUUGUGAAACAUCAUGGGUAAUGAUACGCCUUUAAUCAGUGAAAGGAAACUGUAGCAGUGGUGCCCAAAUCCAGGCCUCCAGGGCCGGCGUCCUGCUAGUUUUCCUGCCGUAUCUUCUCUUGAUUACCUGGAUCAGGUGUGUUUAGCCAAUAAGGAGCUUCAAUUGCAGGUUGGUUGGAAAACAUGUAGGACACCAGCCCUUAAGGCCUGGAUUUGGGCAAACCCCGCCCUAAUGGCUACAGUAAAAAAUGCAAAGUAUGUGUAGUUUAUGUAUCUUUUUAUAUUGUAUAUGUGUAGAAUAACAGCUGAUGAAAAUGAAAUACAAUUUCUUUUUCGAAACUUCCUUAACUGUAUUAUUGAGCAUCAUUUGAAGAAAGCAGUAGUACUUACUGUAGUUAUUGGAAGUAAAUCAACUUUUUUUUGUUAUUUAUAUAAAACCUUGCUUUUCGAAAUUGAUAAAGAAAAUGUACCUUAACAUAUUUCCUGUUUCAUAACAACUUCAAUAAACAUGAAUGAGAAAAAUCAAAAAA